UAAUGGACCAUUAAAAUAAUAAUACAAAGCAAAGAGAUUUUGCUGGUAUCUUCUGCUCGUAAUAUGCCAAGUGCUUUUAAAUCGUAACCCCCAGACCAGACCAUAAAUAAACUCGACGCCCAUCUAGAAAGUCUUUAUUGACCCGACUCAGAGGAUCUAUGAAGACAUAAUAGUCAGUGAGUAUCUUGAGGAACAUAAAAUAAUGGUGGAAUCAAAUGAAAUCUAAGUGCCAUAACCAUUUAUUGAGUGGAAAGAUUGCCAAUUUCCAAAUCAAUUGAAUAAGCGUAUAUCACUCAAAGCUUUUUAAAGACCCACUCCAAUCCAAGCAUCAGGUUUUAAUUAAUAUAAUUACUUUUAGUAUUUCCAAUAAUUAUGUCUGGACAUGAUUUGAUAGGAAUUGCUUAAACUGGAUCUGGUAAAACAAUUGCCUACCUUCUUCCUGGACUUGUUCAUAUAGAAUGUCAAAGAAAAAAGGGUGGCCCAAUGAUGUUGAUACUUGUGCCUACUAGAGAGUUAGCAAUGCAAAUAUAAGGUACUAAAAGAACACAUAUUUUUAGAGCAUAUAAUUUAUUUUUCUUAAGCAUAUAAUUUGAAUUCUGCCUGUAUUUAUGGUGGUGCUGACAAAAGACCUCAAGAAAUGGCACUAGCUAGAGAUCCAGAUAUUGUAGUAGCAACUCCAGGAAGAUUGAUAGACUUCUUAGAUGCUCAAGUAACAAAUCUACAUAAUGUUACAUACUUGGUAUUAGAUGAAGCAGAUCGUAUGCUUGGUAUAAUAAUUUAUAUAUAAAAAGAUAUGGGAUUUGAAUAGCAGGUUAGAAAAAUAGAUAGCUAUAUAAGAGAAGAUAGAUAAACAGUAUUCUUUUCAGCAACUUGGCCAAAGACAGUGUAAAAUUUAGCAUGUGAUUUAUGUCAUAAUGAACCAAUUAAUUUAUAUAUUGGUAGUCAAGAAGUCACUAUUAAUAAAAAUAUUACAUAAGAAACAAUUUGUUUAUAUCAAAAUGAAAAAUAAGAAGAGUAUAAAAUUGAAAAUCUAUUUUUAGAUUACUUUAUAUUCUUGAAGAAUUAUCCAAUAAAGAUAAAGUUUUAAUUUUUGUUGAAACUAAAAAGGAUUGUGAGGAUUUGGCCAGUUAUUUGUCUGAACAUGGAUUCUUUUGUAUGUCUUUACAUGGUGAUAAGACUCAAUAACAAAGAGAUUAUGUUAUGAAAGAAUUCAAAGCUUCAAAAUGUAAAAUAUUAUGUGCUACUGAUGUUGCAUCAAGAGGACUUGAUGUUAGAGAUAUUAGUUUAGUAAUCAAUUAUGAUUUCCCUAAUUAAAUUGAUAAUUAUGUUCAUAGAAUUGGAAGAACAGGUAGAGCUGGUGAUAAAGGAAGAAGCAUAACUAUGAUUACUUUAGAUGCAAUGGAUCCUAGAAUAGCCAAAUAAUUGGUUGAUGUAUUAAAUUUAGUUAAUUUAAGUUAUUAAAAGAUUCAGAAUAGAUUGUAAAUGAAGAUCUCUAUGAUUUUGCUUAUUCAAGUAUCUAUAUUUAUAUAUAUCUAAGAACCAUAUCAAAAGAGCAAGAGACCAAAUUAAAGGAAAUAACAAAAUGAUAAACCUAUUACACAAAUCAAAAGUAAUAAUAGCACCAAUCUAAAUACCUAAAAACCAUAGCAGAGGUAGUUUAAUUUAAAACCCUCUUCUCCUGUUAAAUAAUCAACAUCAUCUAUGCCACCUCCCCCAGAAUUGAAGAAAGCCUUUUCAGAUGCUCCAGUAUUUGGUUUUUUCAAUUCAAAAAAAGAAUGAU
This is a messenger RNA of Paramecium pentaurelia, 1780 nucleotides long. The record is from the annotation of a GenBank genome assembly. NCBI's taxonomy places the organism in Eukaryota, Ciliophora, Oligohymenophorea, Peniculida, Parameciidae.